GGUCGUCUGGUGCAAGUAGGACAUAGCCAUCUAUCCUAACGAGGACGGAAAUGUAAGCCAUGUCUGAUGGGCAGCAAAUGCAACAGCCGAACCAGCCAGGCGAACCGUCGCAUUUGAUUGCGGCUCUAAGUUGGCGGGGUGGAGGAGGACCACAACAACAACAGCAAGUGCAACCCGGCGGUGGGCCCAUCCGAGUUCAGCUCCAACAGCAAGGCCAUGCCCCGAUAAUUCCGUACCCGCAAGGGGCAGGAGGACAGCCGGCACCACUGCAGAUGCAAACGGUGCAGCAGGUGUAUCAGCCGUCGUCAAACGGUGUGCCGCAGCAGCGCAUUGUCCAUCAAAUUGCUCAACGUCCAGUGAUGGGACAGCCGGCUCAGAUGAUGCGAGUGAGUAGUGCGCCUUGGCCAACCGUGCAGAUUGUGCAUACAGGACCACCACAACCACAGCAAAUUCAUGUUUCUUCAUUCCCUAUCAUGGGCCCACUGCUGCCACCUCCACAACCGCAACCAACUUGUGCCCAGCUUGCUCCGCUUCCUGGCGGCCAACCACCUCCACCUGGAAUGAACGUGCAGCCAAUGCUAGCUCCACCCAGCUCUAACGGCUCGAUCUUGGAUAGGACGCGCAUUGACGAAUUGGGAAGGCAAACUAGUGCGAACACAGUUUUGGAUGAUGUUGUAAAGGAUAUGCUCUGUGACUACAUCGACGAAUUUGUGAACGAGUUCGCUAGAGACGUGGAAUUCGUACUCGAUAUGGUGUACAAGAUGCCGUCAGCUCCGCGUGCUUCUGUCCAUGUAUUCGGCGCUCCGGCGCCGAUACGCCCAGACCGUAUCACUCCUCAACCCACCGAGGCGCAUAAACAACGCAUGUCACUGAUUAAGAAAGUGCGUUCAGAACGGCUUCGCUUCCAAGGUGGAUCAAUCGAAGGAGUUUGUAUCCAGAAGCGUUCUUUGUUACCACAUCCUGAGUAUGUAUGGAAGUGCAAAUGA
Molecule: messenger RNA, 986 nt
Organism: Cylicocyclus nassatus
Lineage: Eukaryota; Metazoa; Nematoda; Chromadorea; Rhabditida; Strongylidae
Source: the annotation of a GenBank genome assembly